UAUUAAGUCACCGCUCUGAGGGAAAAAACACUGCGUUUCAUCAGAUACCAACAGUUGAUGGUUGUGGCAGUAUAGGAGGCUUGUGUUGGUGGUGGAUGACAGCCGUAAACAACCUCCAGUGAAGCUCAGGCACUUUGAGGGGAAGUAACAGUCAGAGCGCGGUGAAGAGAGAAAAGAGAAGCUCAAAAUGGUGAUGUUGAAGAGUAAAGCCUUGGCCCGUUGUGGAUUGGUUCUGCUGAGCUUGUGGCUGUGCAUCCAGUCAGUGCCUAUCAAUGUGGACAAGACCAAAGAAAAGCCUGAAGAGGAGGAACUAGCGGCACCACAGAGUGCUGACACUGGGCUACACUACGACCGCUACCUCAGGGAAGUCAUUGAGUACCUGGAGAAAGACCCUCACUUUAAAGAAAAGUUAAAAAAUGCCAACAUGGAGGACAUCAAGCAAGGCAAACUUUCCAAAGAGUUGGACUUUGUUCACCACAAUUUUCGGACCAAGCUGGAUGAGCUGAAGAGGGAGGAGAUGAACAGGCUGCGGAUGCUCCUCAAAGCCAAACAUGACAUCCAGGGGGGGAACGGCCUGACAGUGGACCACCAGGCUUUGCUGAAACAGUUUGAGCACCUCAACCACAUAAAUCCACACACUUUCGAGGUGGAGGACCUGGACCGCCUCAUCAAAUCGGCCACAAACGACCUGGAAAACUUUGACAAGGAUCGCCACGAUGAGUUCAAGAGGUACGAGAUUAUGAAGGAGCACGAGAGGAGGGAACGUCUGAAGAACAUGAACGAGGAGGACCGCUUGAAGGAGGAGCAGCACUACGAGGAGAUGAAGAAGAAACACGCUGACCAUCCUAAAGUUAACCACCCUGGCAGUCAAGACCAGCUGAAGGAGGUGUGGCAGGACACAGACGGUUUGGACCCAGCAGACUUUGAUCCCAAGACCUUCUUCAAAAUGCAUGACACCAACGGAGACGGCUUCUUUGACGAGAGCGAGCUUGAAGCCCUCUUCACUAAAGAGCUGGAGAAGGUUUACGACCACAAUAAUGAAGAAGAUGACAUGGUUGAGAUGGAGGAAGAGAGACUGCGAAUGAGAGAGCAUGUUAUGAACGAGGUGGACACCAACAAAGACAGACUCGUGUCACUGGACGAGUUCAUCGCGGCCACUAAGAAAGACGAGUUCCUCGAAAAAGACGAGUGGGAGACUUUGGAUAAUAACCCCGUGUACACCGAAGAGGAGAUGAAAGAGUACGAACAGCACCUGGCCAAUGAGGCGAAUGACAUCAACAAGAAGUCGGACGAGCUGCAGAAACAGAGAGAGGAGCUCGAAAGGAAACAGGAAGAACUGAAUGCUCAGAAGAUAGGCCUGCAGCAGGCAGUAGAAGAAAUGGAAAAGUUAAAAGCCCAAAAAGCUGAAGUCAAACAGCCGGGAACUACAGUAGCCGAAGGUGAGCGAGCACCAGUUGUACCAGGAAACAAUCAGCCGUUGCCCUCUGGUCACCCGCAGCAAGAUGUACCAGUGCCAGGACAUUCUUAGCAGGCCUCACCCCUCUCUGUACUGUAUGUAUGCCAGUAAGUGUGUAUGUGUGUUUGACUUGUCAUAAUUCCAAUUUUCUGUUUUUUCGGAUUUUUAAAACACCACUUGACAUAUAAAAAUAUGUCUAAAUAUUAAGAGCACAUGAGAAAAUCUGAUUUCAGGCUUCAGAUUUAGUGCCUGUGCCCAAUCAUGCCCAUGGCCCAUUUGGCUCGAAAUGUGGAGCUGGUCCAGUUUUCUUUGCGGACAAUCGACCCAUUUAAAAAAAAAAAAAACAAUCUUUCAUCACAACAAGGACUCUGUUCUCUGUGGGAAGUGCUUUGGGGUGAAACGGGGAGGGCUCUUUGCCUGAUAAGCAAAUGUUUUGUUUUACAUACACUGUAGUUCAUUGUCACUGGUACUGUCCCUCAGAGGAAAUACUCUGAAAGUUAUUAUUAUUAUUAUCUAUUCAGGUAUAUAGAUCUGAUCAUUUUAGAAAAAAAUGAAUGUCAUAAAUGUAACUUUAAAGUUUAUGCAGCGCUGCUGGCUAAUGAAUGAAAUGGUCCUGUUUACAGUAAAAAGGUGAUUUUUUUUUUUCAUAUAGUUUCAGCACAUUUACUUAAAGAGUUUAAAUUCUGUAACCAUGAAGUAAUGUUUUCUGUAAUAAGACUUGCGUUUGACCAUGUUCACUUUUGUUUUGUUUCAUUUUAAAAUGAGUUGCUGUUAUAAAAACUAUGCUGUCAGCCAAUAUUUGAAAAUCAGAAUAGUUUUGUCCUCUUUUGCAACAGUUACACACAUUUCUUUUCAAUAUCACCACUUUGUUAGAUAAUGUUUUUGUAAUGGCUGUCAUCUUUUACAGUAACAAUUCCUCUUUACUUUUUUUUUUUUUUUUUUUUACAAUGCUUGUACCUCCAUAAAAAAUACAUAUUUCUUAAGCUUUCCAGCUGUUGUCUCCUGUGGACCAGAUAAUUGAAGAACAUAUUUAGUUUACAGAUUUAGAUUUACAUAUAUUAUAUAUUUAAAUCUUUUAAUUUAAUAUAAUAGUGUGGGUGUUAUAGAGUGAUGAUUGUGUGUUUUUUGUGUACAGCGUGUUUGUGUGUCAGUGAAUUUGUCAUUUUUUAUGUUAGGAUAUAUUCAGUUUAUUUAUUCUCUACAUCACUGGAAAUGAAACUACAGCAGUUCAGGUUUGAACUCAUCUCUGUCAUAGGAGAUGGAAACCCUGACUUAAACUCAACAGAGUUACAAGGUCAAACAUGAACUAGAUACAUUAAUACAACAGAUACUGAAUAAACCCAUAAAAAUUUUCUUUUGAAGGACUGAGGUACAAUAGACCAGUUGAUUUUAUUUUAUUUUUUUGUCCCUUUCCAAUAGCAAAAUCUGUCCACUGCCCAACUUUCUAUGUAGUAAAUUCAGCCACAUGUUGUACGAGAUUCGAAUGCGGACAAUAAAGUGAAUGAGCUUGCAAGUUUAA
Molecule: messenger RNA, 2975 nt
Organism: Thunnus maccoyii (southern bluefin tuna)
Lineage: Eukaryota; Metazoa; Chordata; Actinopteri; Scombriformes; Scombridae
Product: nucleobindin-2-like
Exons: 14
Coding region: 188-1528 (446 amino acids)
Cellular component (GO): endoplasmic reticulum-Golgi intermediate compartment; extracellular exosome
Molecular function (GO): calcium ion binding
Source: RefSeq, a predicted model, not a curated record